Messenger RNA from Dermacentor andersoni, 6562 nucleotides. The record is from RefSeq and is a predicted model, not a curated record. Lineage: Eukaryota; Metazoa; Arthropoda; Arachnida; Ixodida; Ixodidae.
AUAUGUAGUUGGGAAAGAGAGCAAUGAGCGCAAAAUGGCCAGUCCAAAUCUGAAGGCUGAACGAAUAGCAAAUAUAGUCACUAGAGUCGAGGAAGAUGGCCAAGUAAAGAGUGGGAAUAGGGUGAGCUUCCAAGUGUAAUAACGACAGAAAUACGGAAAGAGAAACAACAUGUUCGUUGGAAAGGAACAAAGAAACCGAAAAGCUGGUGGAACAGGGAGAUACGAGAAGCGAUCGCAGAACGACAGAAAGCAUCUCGAGAGCACAGGCAGGCAAAGAAGGCGCAGUUGCCGCAGGAUGAAGUAACCAGUAAAUGGGAAAUAUACCGGGAGAAAAAGUCUAUGGAUUAAAUACUGGUGCAAGCAAAAUUAAAAGGGGAAAGCGAACGUUGGUUGUCAGAAAUACGUGAGAAAAAGAAGGUCGCACCUAGAAUAUUUGGAACCAGAUAAAAUUAUUAGGCAGGAAGUCAGCAACAAUACAACAACAUAUCCUAGACGAAGAUGAAAACAGACUGGAAGGAGAAGUGGCAAUAAAUUACAUCCUAAAAAUAACAGCCGAAUCUUUCCAAGGCAAUGACGAGGUUGUAUUUGAAGAAAAAAAGAGCAUGAGAGAGACCCAAGUGGAAAAGGAGCUGGUGCUGACAAAUUUCAACUGGAAGAAAGCGCAAGAGGAAAUUCCUAAGCGCACAGCCACAGGGCUAGACGAGGUUCCCGUUAGGCUGAAUAAUGAACUAGGACCAACAAGUAAGGAAGCUCUGGUGAAAGCAGUGGAAAAAACUUUAAAAGAUAGACGAAUACCAGACAGUUGGCGACAAAAAAGAAUGAAUUUAAUUUAUAAAGGGAAAGGGGGAGAAAGAUAGAAUUCACUCGUUUACGGACCGUUGACCAUUACAUUGGUAAUAUACAGGCUAGCAGUGCAGGCAAUCAAAUUAAAGCUUCAAACUUGGGCAGAGAAUAAUGGCAUUUUGGGAGAACUUCAGUAUGGCUUCAGAAUAGGUAGGCGUUUAGAUGAUAACUUAUUUGUUCUUACUCAGUGUAUUGAAUUAUCAAAAGUAGAAAGCAGACCGUUAUAUGUGGCCUUUUUAGACAUUACAGGAGCCUAUGACAACGUAGACCAUAACAUUUUGUGGGAUAUGCUGAAAGGGGAAGGCUUAGGUGACGAUUGUCUACAGCUUUUGAGAGAGAUUUAAAUAGAAAAUACCGUUUGCAUUGAAUGAGAAGGGAUGAGGAGCGAGGAGAAAGUUCAUGUCAACAAGGGACUGAGACAGGGGUGCUCUUUAUCCCCGCUGCUGUUUAUGAUGUACAUGGUGAGGAUGGAGAGGGCGCUAGAAGGAAGUAAUAUCGGGUUUAAUCUCUCAUACAAACAGGCGGGUACAGUAGUUGAGCAGCAGCUCCCCGGUUUAUUUUAUGCGGAUGACAUUGUGUUGCUUCUAGCUAACAAGCAAAGUGAUUUGCAACGUCUGGCUAAUAUCUGUGGACAGGAAGGCAACAAUUUAGGUUUUAAAUUUAGUGUUAGAAAAUCAGAUGUUAUGGUAUUCAAUGAAAACAGUGAACAGACAGUGGAGAUACAGGGCCAGAAUACCUCGGGCAACAGAAUAUAAAUAUCUUGGUAUAUGGAUAAACGAGGGCAAUAGAUAUGUGGAAACACAGGAAAAAACAAUGACAAUGAAGGGGAAGAGAAAUGCAGCCAUAAUGAAGCACAGAGCGCUAUGGGGAUACAGUAGGCAAGAGGUCCUCCGAGGUAUGUGGAAAGGUGUAAUGGUUCCAGCACUUACUUUUGGAAAUGCGGUUGUUUGCUUUACAUCAGGGGUACAAUCAGAAAUCGAUGGGAACCAAAGGUCAGUGGGUCGCCUCGCAUUGGGCGCUUACAGGAAGACUACAAAUGAAGCUGUGAAGGGUGAUAUGGGCUGGACUAGUUUUGAAGUGAGGGAAGCUCGCGGAAAAAUUGAGUACGAAGAACGCCUGAGGAAUAUGGAAGAAAGUGAAUGGGCUGGGAGAGUUUUCAGGCAUCUGUACAGGAAAAACAUUGAUUCACAGUGGAGGAAAAAAAGGAAGAAGCUUACCAGCAAGUAUGUGGCCUGUAGGGUGGGCAACACAGCAACAAAGACGGUCAAGCGGAAAGUCAGAGAGGCUGAAAUAAUCUCAUGGGUGGCGGCAAUGGAAAGGAAACCUGCCAUGAGUAACUACUUAAGAGGAAAAAACGAAAUCAGGAAAGAAACAAUUUAUGAUAACUCAAGGGAAGCUCAUUACUUUUCGAAGCGAGAUCGGGAUGCCUUAGAACACGCACCUAUAAGGCGAGAUAUAAGAAGGAACAAGAAGCAUGUGCUUGUUGCGGUAAAGCUAGGGAAACUGUGGAGCAUGUUUUAUUAGAAUGUGAAGACGUCUACCCAGCGGGCGAUUUAGGAACCACUGGCUUCCUUGAAGCCCUUAGGUUCAGCGGGAGCAGCAGAAAAUUAAACAUGUCCGCAAUAGGCAUUAGUAAGAGGCCAUUGGAGGAUUGGUGGACGAAAAGCAGGGAAACGACAAAAACGGAGACGUGCAAAAGCACAGUUAGCAAUAGGGGACCAGAAAAUUUGGGUGUGGGAGUUUAUAGUGUUUAUAUUUUUAUUUUUUAUUCUUUAACUUAGGUGGGACAUUAGGCAGUAUAAUAGCAAGGGCUUGGUGGCGCAACCCACCGCCCUGUUCCAAAGGGGACGCUCAUAACAUCCAUCCACCCAUCCUUUUAGGCACCCUACAUCCGCGCCCACUGCCUCACCGCAUGGGCAGCCAGCGGCUGAGCGUAAACAAACUCCACCGCACUCCGCAAUGCCGGAAUGUCUGAAAACAAACGACUACAACGCGUGCUAAGAAACCUCCUCCGUAGUGCCGAAGCAGAGUCAUAUAUUCAAGGAGCAAAAGCCCCGAGAUUUUCUCUCUCGAGCCCGCUCUCACUCGCGCUCGCCGUGGCGCUUCGGGGAAAAAGUACCUAGAAACGAGGUGCACGCGAGCGGCGCAUGGUGGCGCAGCGGCCGAGCACUGGGCCAUACUGGGCUUUUGCGUAAACAGAAACACGCUGCCGCGGCACAUGCAAGGACCGACAGAGUGGGAAUUGAAGCGCACUUUCUGGAAGCCCCUGCCGUAUGGGAACGCGUGGGAAUGACCAGUCCGUGCUGCACCUGUGCGCGCUCCGAGGCGACUGGUCCGACAUCCAGCCUGGGUUGCUGGAGUCGGGAGCACUGGAGGUGCAGGAUUGGCUGGGGCGGACUCCGCUCUUUCUCUGCGUCAUGCUGGGGGACAGCCAGGGGGCGCAGCUGCUGCUUCGUGCUGGGGCCAGGUCUGACCACGGCGACCAUGCUGGCCAGACGCCUCUGCACUUAGCCGCACGCAAGGGCCACCGGAGCCUGGUACGCCUUCUGCUGGCUGCAGGUGCACCUUGGGCGAGGGGGGAUGUGCAUGGAUGCACUCCCCUGCACUGUGUGGUAGCAGCGGCAGCCAGCUGGCCUGCACAGCUGGCACGAAGCAUCCUAGGCAUGCUGCUCGACUGCAUGGAUGUCAGCCAAGUGGACCUGCAGGACAAGUUGAAGCAAACAGCACUACACAAGAGCGCCCUUGUCUGUCACUUGGAGAACAUGUUGGCGCUGCUCAAGAAGGGUGCGAAUGCGUUGAUGCAAGACGUGGAUGGUCGCACUGCGCUUCACCUGUGCACGGCCUCUUCUCAGCUGGCUGCAUUGGGAUGCACCUUUCUGCUCCUGGAUGCCGAGCCGUCCUUAAUAAGCUGGCAAGAUUACCAAGGUUGCACUCCUCUUCACCUUGCUGUGGCAUCAGGUACCCUGGCUGUUAUUGAUUUACUGACUCAACGAAGCAGUGGUGAGGUGAAUGCACUGGAUGACCUCUUCCGGACACCACUGCAUUGGGCGGCGAUUUUAGGGCGUCUAGAAGUGUGCGAGCUGCUCCUUGAGAGGUCUGCAGACGGGUCCCUGACCGACCGGGCAGGGGCAACACCCUUGCAUUACGCCUGCUCCUCCUCCGGUGAGCGCGCGGGCUUGCUGGUCGCACUGUUGUUGUCACAUAACCACGGGACCGAGAAUAUGGACGUGGCCUUGCAGAGCGCUGGCCUUUCUGGCAACAUGGCGGCGCUGCGUGCCCUAAGUUGCUAUGAAAUGCACCCAGAAGCUGUAGCGGCAGCGCUGCAAGCGGCGGCUGGCAGAGGCAACCUCGAGGUGCUUCAGUGGCUGCUGGAUCACGACGGCGCCCCCGAGUCGUCGCGUCAGCUGAGCCCCUUGAUGGCGGCCGCCCGCGGGGGGCACACCAGCUGCGUGAUCGCCCUGCUGGAUUUUGGCGCUCACGGCGUUGACGCGGGUGGCCGGAAUGCCUUGCACUGGGCUGUCAUUGGUGAACAGGCAUCGACUUGCGACCUGCUGAUACAGCGUGGAUGCCGCGUUGAUGCAGCUGACAAGCAGGAUUGUACUUCUAGUGGCUGGACAAUCAAAUUCUACUGGCUGGACAGCGGUGAGAUGGACUUUGCGACGUGGUACUGUAUCUGCGACGUACAGCACUGCACUAUGCCGCCAGCCGGGGCUCGACCGAUUGCACAAGAGUCUUGCUUCAAUCGCACGCCAACCCAAACCUCACUGAUGCACAGGGUCGUACGGCGUUGCAUUGGGCAGCGCGUUGCGGCAGUUUGGCCGUGGCCGAGCUGCUGUGUGCGAAUGGAGCCCUGCUGUCUGUGCCAGACCUCACUCAUCACAGAAGGACAGCCCUGGACGAAGCUUCGAUCAGGCACGAGGAGCUCUGCCGGUGGCUGCGCGCACGAGGCGCCGUGGGUGCACAGGAGGUGCGCCGAGCUGCGGCCGUCGCCAUUCAGUACUGGUUCCGCAAGUGGAGAAAGCAGAGGAGUCUGGCCGUCACGGCACCGGACAGCUCCAGCCCGCAGCGGAAUGGGCAAGGUCGGCUAUGCGGUGGCGGGUGACCGGAGCGAUGGCGGGCACAGACGAACAAGCCUGGGGGCGGGCUCUCGCCCACUUGCAGCUGCUGCUCACCGACGUGUCGCCAAUUCCCCGAUGGUCUCCUAAAGAGGGAAACGCUCCAUCUUUUCGUUAAUUACUUUUGUUUCAUCGUAGAAAGACUAUGAUGCCUUGUUCGCAUGUCGACAGCGCAAAGGUAACUGCGCUUGGGAUGUUUAUAACAUGUACCACUUCAUGUGUAUAGAAUAAAAAAGCAGCAGUUGCAGUAGCAUCGUCAUUUGGUGUGAACACAUAGAAAGACAGCGUAGAGGAGGGGGAAGGGAGCGGGCUGGCAACAGCCACCAGACGGGGCAGAACGCCUGUCUACGAAAAAGGAGCGGGCAGAAAUGGAAGGGAAGACAGAACAAAUCUCACAAAAUACAGUGACAAAAUAAGAGUAUAGGCAGUCACCGCACGUAGCACUGGCAAAGCUAAAUAAAACAAAAUGGAAGACAUUACGAACGAGAUCUCUUCACUCGCUAACAAAAAAGACAGUCAUGUCAAGGAAAGUCGACGUGCAAGGUUAAUCUAAGAUGAUGCAAAGUUGCAUUAUUGCAUGACAUAUUUGCAUUAUUUGCAUUUUCUUCGUUUCAUUGUCAGAAUUUGCAUUUUUUUUCUCCGGACCCUCUCUUUUUCUGAUUCCCUUUCUUUCUUUCUUUCUUUUACGCGCAUGUACGUCGACGUCGAUUUGUUUCGGGUCGACUGUGGUUGGCACAUUUUUCUGUUUUGACCAAGAAGCUAGGUGUGCCCAUCAUGGAGAUAGCGCUGUCUGUGGUGAAGCGUGGGUAAAUUUCGGCUAAGUUGACGCUAAUUAAGUCCGUACCGUUAAUUUUACCAACUCCGCGACUAAUUAUCGCUUAUUGUCUCGUUCAGACCUGAAUUCUACACCUUGUGCGACUCGCAGCGAAGUUCUGGAGGCGCGAAAGGGCUGUUUUUUGACCUGGAGGCCGGAUAGAUACCAGCAUCCCACGUACCCCAAACCUGUGUGAAGUUGCCAAGAAAGUCCUCUUCAAAACUAAGUUGCAAACGGGAAGCCAAGUUAGCUUCUAGAAAACUCAGCAGGGCGAUGCGAGCUCUAUGGCGCAGAGGAGCAACCACUGCAUGGCAACAUUCAUCGAGCAUUGGCGUCCCAACUAUUUCUGGAGUGAGGAGAGGGGGGGAGCAAACUGGGAAACCAUCGUAUCCCCUCUCUUUUUCUAUAUAUUGGCACGUGUACUUGUUUUUAUCGGGCGACACGUUUCACCGCCUAACAAAUGUUAUCGCACAGCGCAGGACGCGCCUGCAUGUAUCGGAAGUUUCUGGAAUGUUAUCGAUGCUUCCAUCCGCUGUCUGUGACCGAACCUUGUGUAAUCUGAUCGCAUGUGUGCGCCACGCGAAUAAUGUAGAACCUUGUGUGGAAGGCUCGCGGGUCCCAGCGAUUACUCUGAAACAUUGGACGACUGAUGUAUAAAAGCCGACGUGCUUGACCCGCUCAUCCGAUUUUGACGAUCGCCGACUGUGUUCGCCGUUGUCGCCGUUCUUUAAGUGUAGCCUGCUUUUGUGGGCACAGGUUCGCCCAAUAAAAGUUAGUUUCGUCUUUCACA